Molecule: messenger RNA, 1593 nt
Organism: Cordyceps militaris CM01
Lineage: Eukaryota; Fungi; Ascomycota; Sordariomycetes; Hypocreales; Cordycipitaceae
Product: ceramide glucosyltransferase, putative
Exons: 2
Coding region: 1-1593 (530 amino acids)
Biological process (GO): glucosylceramide biosynthetic process
Cellular component (GO): membrane
Molecular function (GO): ceramide glucosyltransferase activity
Source: RefSeq, a predicted model, not a curated record
AUGGCUGCGUUCGUCGAGACAGUUGCCGCCAUCAGCCUAAUUUGGGUGCUCUUCGUCAUCUUCGUGCAAGCUGUGGGCAUUAGCGCAAUCUACCGUUACUUUUCGCGCGUGCCGCAAGCCUCCGUCUCGGCCAAGCUCGCCAGCGACGCGCCUGGCGUCACCAUCAUCCGCCCCGUUAAGGGUCUCGAGCCCAACCUCUACGACUGCAUUGCCUCGACAUUCCGCCAAGACUACCCGGCUGACCGCUGUUCGAUCCGCCUUUGCGUGGAGGAUAUCAGCGACCCCGCGUACCCAAUCCUGGAGCAGCUCGUCGACGACUUCCCCCAGUUCGAUGUCCGCAUCCUCGUCGAGGCGCAGGACCCGGUCCUCCACGGGCCCGAUGGCCACAUUGAGAAUCUAGGCCCGAAUCCCAAGAUACGAAACAUUAGCAGAGCCUACCGAGAAGCCAAGAAUGACAUUAUAUGGAUCAUUGACUGCAACGUUUGGGUGUCGACGGGGGUGCUCGGACGCAUGGUGGACAGGCUAUCAGGCUUUGCACCGCAGGGCAAGGUGGUGCAGCCGUACAAGUUCGUGCAUCAUAUGCCGCUUGUUAUCGACACAGAGGACUAUGGCAGAGAUACGGCGACUAAGGAAAGUCUCUCGACGUCAACCGACCCUGCGAAUGACAUCGGCACGAUGGAGAACCUCGGCACCAAAGCAUGGAACCAAGGAGGCGGCCGCCUCGACGAAAUGUUCAUGGCGACAACGCACGUCAAGUUUUACGGUGCCAUCAACUCUGUCGGAGUUGCUCCAUGUAUUGUGGGAAAGAGCAACAUGUUCCGCAAAUCUCAUCUAGAUCAGGUAACGGCAGCUUCAGGCCCACCAGCUCCAGGCGUUGUGUCUAGGCCAACAGGCAUUGACCACUUCUCCUUCAACAUUUGCGAGGACCACCUAAUUGGUGAUUUACUGUGGAAAUCCAAAAUCCCAGGCUUCCUCAACCACGGCAUCGUCUGGGGCGACCUUGUUAUCCAGCCCAUGGCUGGUAUGGGCGUCGCUUCGUACGCGGCGCGACGAGUUCGAUGGUUACGCGCACGCAAAUUUACGGUACUGGCUGCGACCCUUGUGGAACCGGGUGUCGAGUCUGUUCUUUGCUGUGCACAUUUUACCUUUGCGCUGACGACUCUGCCCUGGAUAAAUCGCAACUUGGGCAUUCCGCAAACGUGGGCUGCUGCUGGUUGUAUUUGGUUGCUUGCCAUGGCUGCAUGGAUGCUCGUGGACUGGUUUACCUUUCAGCAUCUCCAGGCUGGGAACUCGACAAAGACAGAUCAGAACACGCCAAAGUUUGCAAGGGGCACGCUGAGAAGCGGCGGCAUGGCCAAACGACCGUUUUCAGAAUGGCUACCGGCCUGGAUCGGCCGCGAGGCCCUGGCGCUGCCUAUUUGGGUUGUCGCUGUGUUACUCGGUACGACGGUAAGCUGGCGUGGAAGAUCAUUUUCUGUCAACAUGGACGGUGCUGUAAAAGCUAUCGGAGUGGCAGAUAUGCCAGUUGGAUCUUCAAUCACAAUACCGGAGCUGGAACGAGAGCGACCUCGAACCAAGAAUCGACUGGACUAA